GCUGUGAAUCACACACCCUUUCACCUGUGCUUUGUUUGAAGCAGAGAUUUUCUUUAUUUCUCCUCUAGAAAUGGUGCACUUUUCCCCCUUACCCAUUUUAAUCCUUAGUCAAGGCUUUUGGAGCAGUUUUUCUGAUGUAGUUCUGGGGAGGCUCAGGCGGUGUUGAAAUCCUGUGUCAUAAUUUGAAACAUCAAGUCUCAUGCAAAAAGUGUAGGGUUUAGAGAUUUUUAUAUUAAAGGUCUCACUCCCACCCCCAGUCUUAUAAAAUAUGAUUCACUCAUAUAGUUCACAGAAUCUGUGAUUGUUUUAAUCAGAUUCUCUAACGUUUAUGGAUUUAGGCUCUACACUUAGUAAUUGAGGAUACUGAAGACAUUUAAAGUUAUUUAAAUAUUUUAAGCUUGGAAAAUUCUCUUUGCCUUUGGAACAAAUGGGUGAACAGAAUAGUGAGUUUGAGCGCCCCCUUGUAAAAUUUCUACUCUGAAAUUUUAGCCAAUAGGUUAGCGUAUUGAAAGUUACUGGCCCAAUCACAUACCGUGACACUAAUUUACAUAUCCUCAUCUUUAAUAAACUCCUGCGUUACUCAUCAGAGUUUGCGUCUGCUCAGUUUCUUAACCUGCUCUGUAUAGGGUGAAGAUCUUUACCAGGGCUGCACUGCCAUUUAGUCACAGUGGAAAGGAAUUCCGGCUUCGAAUCUGUUUGGAUCAGCUGCUUUGAAUGGAUUGUAGAUCCGUUCGUUCCUCAGGCUGCAGCAGCAGCAGAAGCAGCAGCAGGACUGGCAGUGGCUGCCGCAGCCCCUUGCUUCCUGAGCCCAUCGCAGGCUUGAAGGCAUUGCUGGCAGUCCAUGCUCGUAGCGGAAGUGUGCAGAUGGGAUUAACGUCCACAUGGAGAUAUGGAAGAGGACGGGGCAUUGGCACCGUAACCAUGGUCAGCUGGGGUCGCUUCAUCUGCCUGGUUGUGGUCACCAUGGCAACCUUGUCCCUGGCCCGGCCCUCCUUCAAUUUAGUUGAAGAUACCACGUUAGAGCCGGAAGAGCCACCAACCAAAUACCAAAUCUCCCAACCAGAAGUUUACGUGGCUGUGCCCGGGGAGUCACUAGAGUUGCGCUGCCUGUUGAGAGAUGCCGCCAUGAUCAGUUGGACUAAGGAUGGGGUACACUUGGGGCCCAGCAAUAGGACAGUGCUUAUUGGGGAAUACUUGCAGAUAAAAGGUGCCACGCCUAGAGAUUCCGGCCUCUAUGCUUGUACUGCUGCUAGGACUGUAGACAGUGAGACUGUCUACUUCAUGGUGAAUGUCACAGAUGCCAUCUCAUCCGGCGAUGACGAGGAUGACACAGAUGGCUCCGAGGAUUUUGUCAGUGAGAACAGUAACAGCAAGAGAGCACCAUACUGGACCAACACAGAAAAGAUGGAAAAACGGCUGCAUGCCGUCCCUGCAGCCAAUACUGUCAAGUUUCGCUGUCCAGCUGGGGGGAAUCCAACACCAACUAUGAGGUGGCUGAAAAACGGGAAAGAAUUUAAGCAGGAGCAUCGCAUCGGAGGCUAUAAGUUCAGUUCCUUGAAUCACUCAAGUGCUUGUGAAGGCUCUGCUGGUAUUAUCGGUUUUUAUGUGAUUAAGGCAGAAAACACUCGCAGUGCUCAGAGAAUCAUUCAGAAGGUACGAAACCAGCACUGGAGCCUCAUUAUGGAAAGCGUGGUCCCAUCCGACAAAGGGAAUUAUACCUGUGUGGUAGAGAAUGAGUAUGGCUCCAUCAAUCACACCUACCACCUCGACGUCGUUGAGCGAUCGCCACACCGGCCCAUCCUCCAAGCUGGACUGCCAGCAAAUGCCUCCACCGUGGUCGGAGGUGACGUGGAGUUUGUCUGCAAAGUUUACAGUGAUGCCCAGCCCCACAUCCAGUGGAUCAAACAUGUGGAAAAAAACGGCAGUAAAUACGGGCCUGAUGGGCUGCCCUACCUCAAGGUUCUGAAGCACUCGGGGAUAAAUAGUUCCAAUGCAGAAGUGCUGGCUCUGUUCAAUGUGACUGAGGCGGAUGCUGGGGAGUAUAUAUGUAAGGUCUCCAAUUAUAUAGGGCAGGCCAACCAGUCUGCCUGGCUCACUGUCCUGCCAAAACAGCAAGCUCCCGUAAGAGAAAAGGAGAUUACAGCUUCCCCAGACUACCUGGAGAUAGCCAUUUACUGCAUAGGGGUCUUCUUAAUCGCCUGUAUGGUGGUGACGGUCAUCCUGUGCCGAAUGAAGACCACGACCAAGAAGCCGGACUUCAGCAGCCAGCCGGCUGUGCACAAGCUGACCAAGCGCAUCCCCUUGCGGAGACAGGUUUCUGCCGAGUCCAGCUCCUCCAUGAACUCCAACACCCCGCUGGUGAGGAUAACAACACGCCUCUCCUCAACAGCAGAUACCCCCAUGCUGGCAGGGGUCUCUGAGUACGAACUGCCGGAAGAUCCAAAAUGGGAGUUUCCAAGAGAUAAGCUGACGCUGGGCAAACCUCUGGGGGAAGGUUGCUUUGGGCAAGUGGUCAUGGCUGAAGCAGUGGGAAUCGACAAAGAGAAGCCCAAGGAAGCAGUCACUGUGGCCGUGAAGAUGUUGAAAGAUGAUGCCACAGAGAAGGACCUUUCUGAUCUAGUAUCAGAGAUGGAGAUGAUGAAAAUGAUUGGAAAACACAAAAAUAUCAUAAAUCUUCUCGGAGCCUGUACUCAGGAUGGCCCCCUCUACGUCAUAGUUGAGUAUGCCUCGAAAGGUAACCUCCGUGAAUACCUCCGAGCCCGGAGGCCGCCUGGGAUGGAGUACUCCUAUGACAUUAACCGUGUUCCCGAGGAGCAGAUGACCUUCAAGGACUUGGUGUCCUGCACCUACCAGUUGGCCAGAGGCAUGGAGUACCUGGCCUCCCAAAAAUGUAUUCAUCGAGAUUUAGCAGCCAGAAAUGUUUUGGUAACAGAAAACAAUGUGAUGAAAAUAGCAGACUUUGGACUGGCCAGAGAUAUCAACAAUAUAGACUAUUACAAAAAGACCACAAAUGGGCGACUUCCCGUCAAGUGGAUGGCUCCAGAAGCUCUUUUUGAUCGAGUGUACACCCAUCAGAGUGAUGUCUGGUCCUUCGGGGUGUUGAUGUGGGAGAUCUUCACGUUAGGGGGCUCGCCUUACCCAGGGAUUCCCGUGGAGGAACUUUUUAAGCUGCUUAAGGAAGGACACAGGAUGGACAAGCCGGCAAACUGCACCAACGAACUGUACAUGAUGAUGAGGGACUGUUGGCAUGCAGUGCCCUCCCAGAGACCGACGUUCAAGCAGUUGGUGGAAGACUUGGACCGAAUUCUCACUCUCACAACCAAUGAGGAAUACUUGGACCUCAGUCAGCCUCUCGAACAGUAUUCUCCUAGUUACCCUGACACAAGGAGUUCAUGUUCUUCAGGAGAUGAUUCUGUUUUCUUGUGUUACGACCCAUGCCUUCCUCAGUAUCCACACAUAAACGGCAGUGUUAAAACAUGAAUGAGCUUGUCUGCCUGUCCCCAAAUAGGACAGCACCAGGAACCUAGCUACACUGAGCAAGGAGGCCAUGCCUCCAGGAGCUUGUCUCCGCUUGUAUAUAUGGAUCAGAGGAGUAAAUAAUUGGAAAAGUAAUCGGCACACAUGUAAAGAAUUUAUACAGUUGGAACUUGUAAUCUUCACCAGGAGAAGAAGAAUGUUUCUGGGGCAAUGAACUGCCAUGGGCCCCCACGAGCCCAUGACCCAAUGUGGGUACUGGCUGUGGACCAGCCGGACUCAAGGCAAACAUAUGUUCUGCCUUCCUUGUGAAUUUUGUAAUAAUUGGAGAAAAUAUAUGUCAGCACACACUUACGGAGCACAAUUGCAGUACAUAGGUGCUGGAUGUAUGUAAAUAUAUUCAAAUUAUGUAUAAAUAUAUAUUAUAUAUUUACAAGGAAUUAUUUUUUGUAUUGAUUUUAAAUGGAUGUCUCAAUGCACCUAGAAAAUUGGUCUCUGUUUUUUUAAUAGCUAUUUGCUAAAUGCUGUUCUUACACAGAAUUUCUUAAUUUUCACCAAGCAGAGGUGGAAAAGUACUUUUGCUUUCAGGGAAAAUGGUAUAACAUUAAUUUAUUAAUGAAUUGGUAAUAUACAAAACAAUUAAUCAUUUAUAGUGUUUUUUUGUAAUUUAAGUGGCAUUUCUAUGCAGGCAGCGCAUCAGACUAGUUAAUCGAUUGCUUGGACUUAACUAGUUAUCAGAUCCUUUGAAAAGAAAUAUUUACAGGAUGUGACUAAUUUGCGGAAAGUGAAAUUUUGAUUUAUUUGUGUUUAAACUCUGCUGUCAGAUAAUUGUUCUUAAACCAUCUAAAUGCCCAUAUUAAAAGAACCCAUUAAUAAGAAGGUGUUUGUUUGGGUAUGCAGCUCUGUCGUUGGGCCCCUGUAAGGUUGAACAGGACUUCUCAAGACAAAUGGUACCAGCGUCCUCUUAAAAAAGAUGCCUUAAUCCGUUCCUUGAGGAUGGACCUUAGUUGAGAGGAUAGCAGAAUGUACUUCUCUCUGGCAGCUGGCCUUCUGCCCCUGAGUUGAACAUUAAUCAGAUUAGCCUGUAUUCUCUUCACUGAAUUUUGAUAAUGGCUUCCAGAUUCAUUGGCAGUGGAGAAGCCUUUUAGGAUCUUCACGUCUCAUCAUAGAAAAUUGAAACACUGAGUCGUUCUGCUGAUAGUUGUGGGGAUCCUUCCAUCUUUUUAGGGAUUGCUUCCGUCUAAUUCUGGCAGGACCUCACCAACAGAUCUGGCCUAAUACCAAUGUCAGACAGAAUAUCGUCAUGUUGUUCGUUCUGUUUUAAAGUAUUGUGUUUUGCUUUCAAAACACCUACUCACUUUCUUAUAGCCAUGCAACAUGAAUGCAGAUUACACUGAUUUUACGUGUUACGAAAUUGGAGAAAGUAUUUAAUAAAACCUGUUAAUUUUUAUACUGACAAUAAAAAUGUUUCUACAGAUAUUAAUGUUAACAAGACAAAAUAAAUGUCAUGCAGCUUAUCUUUUUAA
Messenger RNA from Diceros bicornis minor, 5000 nucleotides. It is a transcript of the gene FGFR2, whose product is annotated as fibroblast growth factor receptor 2. The coding region runs from base 715 to 3480 and encodes 921 amino acids. Gene Ontology annotation, cellular component: membrane; signaling receptor complex. Gene Ontology annotation, biological process: multicellular organism development; positive regulation of kinase activity; protein phosphorylation. The record is from RefSeq and is a predicted model, not a curated record. NCBI's taxonomy places the organism in Eukaryota, Metazoa, Chordata, Mammalia, Perissodactyla, Rhinocerotidae. The transcript is spliced from 19 exons. Gene Ontology annotation, molecular function: fibroblast growth factor binding; fibroblast growth factor receptor activity; ATP binding.